CUCUCGGACGUGACCCGCGCACGGUCUCGUCGUCUCGUCUGCCUGGACUCACACAAGGAAAGACGCAUUCCUCCAUACGCUAAACGAGUCCAGCCAGCAUCGGGUAGAGAAUUUCAGAUCGCACCCACAUCGAUCGUCCUCACGGUCCAUGCCGCCCGCUCCCGGGUUCUUGCGCCGCCACGACCACGGCGAGCUCGCAUAAUCCUCCAAGGCAAGCUCCCCCGGCGCGGCGGGCGAGCGCGGGAGCCAUGCAUGGCGAGACCUCCGCGUGUCUGCGGCGGCGUCGCCCUCGUCGCGCUCCUGCUCGCCACCUCCGGCCUCUCGCGCGGCGCCGAUGUCAUCUCGUCCUCCUCGCUGGCCGACGAGGCGCGCUGCGACGGGUACCCCGCGGCCGGGUCUGCUGCUGAUCCUGGCCGCAACCCACGCGGCGGGUACGUCGACUACCUGGACAUCUUCUACUGCGUCCUCGGCGGCAGCCGCCGCCCCGCGCUGGGCUACGCCGCGAUGGCGGCGUGGCUCGCCGUGCUCUUCUACCUUCUCGCCGACACGGCGGCGGUCUACUUCUGCUCCAGCCUCGAGGGCCUCGCGCGCCUGCUCGGUCUGCCGCCGGCCAUCGCCGGGGCCACGCUGCUCUCGCUCGGGAACGGCGCGCCCGACGCGCUCUCCGCGCUCGCGUCCUUCGCCGCCGGGGGCGGAGGGGCCGCCGCCGUCGGGCUCAGCGGCGUGCUCGGCGGCGCGAUGUUUGUGUCCGCCGCCGUGCUCGGCGCUGUCUCCCUCCGCGUCGGCGGCCAGGGGGUCGCCGUCGACCGCACCAGCUUCUUCCGGGACGCGGGCUUCCUCCUCCUGGCCCUCGCCGCCGUGGCCGUCGUCCUCGCCGCGGGCGAGGUCAACAUCUGGGGCGCCGUGGUGUUCGCCUCGCUCUACCUCGUCUACGUCCUCGCCGUCGCCUUCACCCCCGACCGCUGGACGAGACGCCAGGAUGAAGAGGAGGACCACGCCCACGCCGCCGCCGCCUCCUCGGAGCUCCAUAGCGUCGCAGAGACCAAGUUCUACACCGACCACGAGGCACAAGACUCGCUCCUCUCUGACACCGCGCCUCUCCUCCAGUACUACACCGGCGACAACGACGGCCGCGCCGGGGGGAACAGGAGCGCGUUCUGGACCGUCAUGAACGCGCUAGCGCUUCCCCUUUCUCUCCCCCGGCGGCUGACGAUCCCGGACGCGAGCAAGGAGCGGUGGAGCAAGCCGACCGCGGUGACCGCGGCCACGCUCGCCCCAAUCUUCCUGUCCAUCCUCUGGAGCCACCGUGCCACUGGGGGGAACCCGUUCCCUUCUGUCCUCCUCGGCGGCCUCGCUGGCAUCGCACUGGGCCUCCUCGCCUUCGUCACCACGGACCCCUCCGCCCCGCCAUCCCGGUUCCUCGCCGCGUGGUUCGCCGGCGGGUUCGCCAUGAGCGUGGCGUGGGCGUACGUGAUCGCCAACGAGGUCCUCUCCCUGCUGGUCUCGGCCGGCACCGUCCUGUCCGUGGACGCCGCGAUGCUGGGGGUGACCGUGCUGGCCUGGGGAAACUCGCUCGGCGACCUCAUCGCGGACGUGGCGGUGGCCUCCCGCGGCGGCCCCGGCGGCGCGCAGGUGGCCGUGUCCGGCUGCUACGGCGGGCCGGUGUUCAACGUCCUCAUGGGCCUGGGCCUAUCCAUGCUGCUGUCGUGCUGGGCCGGGUACCCGCAGCCAAUGAAGAUUCCGAGGGAGCCUGGGCUCUACCGGACGCUGGGCUUUGUGGUUGCUGGACUUUCGUGGGCCCUGGUGAUGCUGCCCCGGAGAGGGAUGAGGGUGGACAGGACGCUGGGCUUUGGGCUCCUGGCGAUAUAUUUUUGCUUCGUCUGUAUUAAUAUCUCACAGCUCAAGAAUGAAGGGUAACGUAUUGGAUUCGUUAUUUCAUUGCAA
This is a messenger RNA of Panicum virgatum (switchgrass), 1944 nucleotides long. RefSeq names its product cation/calcium exchanger 1-like. Gene Ontology annotation, molecular function: monoatomic cation transmembrane transporter activity. NCBI's taxonomy places the organism in Eukaryota, Viridiplantae, Streptophyta, Magnoliopsida, Poales, Poaceae. The transcript has a single exon. Gene Ontology annotation, biological process: transmembrane transport; monoatomic cation transport. The record is from RefSeq and is a predicted model, not a curated record. Bases 253 to 1917 code for a protein of 554 amino acids. Gene Ontology annotation, cellular component: membrane.